AUGAACUCUCCACUUUUGAUUGGAUCACUUCCAAACAGUAUCACAUCAAUCAUGUUCACAUCAAACUUUCAUCAACGAUUGGAUAUCGGUGUACUUCCAGUCAGCUUGACAUCACUCAAGUUUUAUCGAUACGAUCAUUCAAUCCAGAUCGGCCUGCUCCCAUCUGGACUUCGAACACUGGCUUUGGAAUACUUGUUCAAUCAUCCCAUAAUCAUUGGAUCACUUCCAAAUAGUAUUACAUCACUUCAGUUUGGUUACUUCAAUCAACCUUUGGCAAUCGGCUCACUCCCGUCCACACUCAGAUCAUUGAACCUGGGAGCCAAGUACAGUUGUCCUAUACUUCCUGGCGUGCUCCCUGAAGGCCUAACAUCACUUACACUGUGGGAACCUUACAAACAUAAAUUGAAUGAUGGUAGUAUCCCGCCAUCAGUGACUCGUCUUCACAUUCAUGGAAUACGUCCACCAUCCCAACUUCCAGAGUCCAUCACGGAUCUUACGCUGGCCAGGUCAUUCGGCCCCCGUGUGCCUCUUCCCAAAUCAAUCAAACAUUUCAGUCUCGUUGGAGGAUGCCGAGCAGAAUCAAACUCACCAAAAGAWUUACCGCGACUACCU
Molecule: messenger RNA, 612 nt
Organism: Acytostelium subglobosum LB1
Lineage: Eukaryota; Evosea; Eumycetozoa; Acytosteliales; Acytosteliaceae
Exons: 2
Source: RefSeq, a predicted model, not a curated record